Messenger RNA from Paramecium sonneborni, 346 nucleotides. The record is from the annotation of a GenBank genome assembly. NCBI's taxonomy places the organism in Eukaryota, Ciliophora, Oligohymenophorea, Peniculida, Parameciidae.
AUGAACAAGGUAUUAUACUUAUAAAACCAUAGAACAUUUUAUAUAGUUAAAUAGAAUAUAAAUUUAGAUCUAAAACUUAUCUAUUUUGGAUAGCUAUCAGAUUAGUUGAACAACAAUAAAAGUAAGUAUAAAUUACAAAUGGAAUAGAAUGCCUAUGAAUAAUGUCGAAACUCUUACCAAACGUAUCAAUAGAUAACUUAUUUAAAUUUUAUAUUGGAUGAAAUUAAAACAUUUUUCAACCGAAUAAAAUUUUAAAAUUCAUUUGUUAGUCUUAAAAACUCUUGAUAGAAUUAUGGUCUAGUUGAUCUUUGGAGACAGUUGCCAUUAUAAAUAAAAGAUGAUUUGA